AUGGCCCAGAAAUCCUGGUCCUUGGCUGAGCGCCUGCUUUGCCUGCUGCCCAGUCCCAGGCUGACGCCAAGCUUCUUCAAGCACCUCGACAAGGUGAUUGGGAUGGAGCGCUUCGGCGCGAAGCCAGAUCAGGAGAGGCUGGCGGAACUGAACAGCCUCACAGAGUAUCUGCAG
Molecule: messenger RNA, 174 nt
Organism: Ostreobium quekettii
Lineage: Eukaryota; Viridiplantae; Chlorophyta; Ulvophyceae; Bryopsidales; Ostreobiaceae
Source: the annotation of a GenBank genome assembly